Messenger RNA from Humulus lupulus (European hop), 2565 nucleotides. RefSeq names its product oligopeptide transporter 7. The transcript has 7 exons. Lineage: Eukaryota; Viridiplantae; Streptophyta; Magnoliopsida; Rosales; Cannabaceae. The record is from RefSeq and is a predicted model, not a curated record. Gene Ontology annotation, biological process: transmembrane transport. Gene Ontology annotation, molecular function: oligopeptide transmembrane transporter activity. The coding region runs from base 213 to 2465 and encodes 750 amino acids.
UAAAAAAUAAUAAUUUUUUCAAAAAAAAAAUUAAAUUAUUAAAUCCCACUGUAUUUUCCAACCAUAUUUUUACAGCAACGAAAAUCUUACACCAAACUCUCUCUCUCUGUCUCUCUCAUUACAUAUUAUUAAUCACACUGAGCAUAAUUUUCUGUCACAACCCAACAAAAAAAAAAUCAGAGAAAAAAGAAAGAACAGCUCAAAUAUCAGCCAUGGAUGACGACUCCUCUCCUGAAAUCACAACCCCUUUCAUUCCGAAGCCUAAGGACGAAGAAGAUGGCUCCAGCUCCAGCUCGUCCAAAAACGACGUCGUUUCAUCGGAGGAGAACUCGCCGGUGGAGCAAGUAGCUCUGACGGUGCCGACCACAGACGAUCCCACCAUCCCAGUGUUGACUUUCAGAAUGUGGUUCUUGGGGACACUUUCGUGUGCUCUCCUCUCAUUUCUCAACCAGUUCUUCUGGUACCGUAAGGAGCCACUUUCCAUCACCGCCAUUUCCGCUCAGAUCGCCGUCGUCCCUCUCGGCCAGCUCAUGGCAGCUAGGCUCACGCGCCGCUCCUUCCUCGCCGGAACUCGGUGGGAGUUCACCCUCAACCCGGGACCCUUCAACGUCAAGGAACACGUCCUCAUCACCAUCUUCGCCAACUCCGGCGCCGGCACCGUCUACGCCAUCCACAUCGUUACGGUGGUGAAGAUCUUCUUCAAGCAACACAUAACUUUCUUCGUCUCGUUAAUUGUCAUCCUAACAACUCAGGUGUUAGGGUUCGGUUGGGCUGGGAUUUACAGAAGGUAUUUGGUGGAGCCAGCGGCCAUGUGGUGGCCAUCUAAUUUGGUUCAAGUAUCACUCUUCAGGGCCCUACACGAGAAGGAAAAAAGGACCAAUGGAGGGGUGACACGUACGCAGUUCUUUGUGAUUGCCUUCAUCUGCAGCUUUGCUUACUAUGUCUUCCCAGGCUACCUCUUCGAAAUGCUAACUUCCCUCUCUUGGAUAUGUUGGAUUUUUCCAAACUCUGUCUUGGCCCAACAGCUCGGUUCGGGCCUAUAUGGGCUUGGGAUUGGGGCUUUUGGGCUUGACUGGUCCACUAUCUCAUCCUACCUUGGAAGCCCACUUGCAAGCCCAUGGUUCGCCACAGCCAAUGUGGCUGCUGGGUUUUUUUUUGUCAUGUAUGUGUUGACUCCCUUGUGUUAUUGGCUCAAUGUCUACAAAGCCAAAACAUUUCCAAUAUAUUCAGACAGCUUAUUCAGAUCAGACGGUCAGAAAUACAACAUCACAGCCAUCAUUGACUCCAAUUUUCACCUUGACUUGGCUGCUUAUGAGAAAGAAGGUCCACUCUACAUUACAACUUUUUUUGCUAUGACUUAUGGUGUGGGCUUUGCAGCUCUUACUGCUACAAUUGUUCAUGUUGCUCUCUUUCAUGGAAGGGAUAUAUGGAAGCAAAGCAAAUCAAGUUUUGCAGAGAAAGAAAUGGACAUACAUACUAAACUCAUGGCAAAGUAUAAGCAAGUGCCUGAGUGGUGGUUCAUAGUCAUUCUUUUAGUAAAUAUUGCAGCCACUGUUUUUGCCUGUGAGUACUACAAUGACCAGCUCCAGUUGCCUUGGUGGGGUGUUCUAUUAGCUUGUGCUAUUGCAUUUUUUUUCACUCUUCCAAUUGGUAUCAUCACUGCCAUUACAAAUCAGGCUCCAGGAUUGAACAUCAUAACUGAGUACAUAAUAGGGUAUAUCUACCCUGGUUACCCAGUUGCCAACAUGUGCUUCAAGGUGUAUGGAUACAUAAGCAUGACACAAGCCAUAAGUUUUCUACAAGACUUCAAGCUUGGUCACUACAUGAAAAUCCCACCAAGAACAAUGUUCAUGGCUCAGGUAGUUGGAACACUCAUAGCUGCUUUCGUCUACUUGGGCACGGCCUGGUGGCUGCUAGAGACCAUCCCUGACAUAUGUCUAGACACAUCAUCCCUCUGGACUUGCCCAUCAGACACUGUGUUCUAUGAUGCAUCUGUCAUCUGGGGCUUGAUUGGUCCGCGCAGAAUCUUUGGUGACUUGGGGACUUAUGAGGCUGUGAAUUGGUUCUUUCUUGGGGGAGCCAUUGCUCCAAUACUGGUUUGGUUUGCAGCCAAGGCUUUCCCACACCAGGAGUGGAUCAGGCUCAUCAACAUGCCUGUGCUGAUAGGCGCCACAGGCAUGAUGCCACCGGCCACUGCAGUGAACUACACCACUUGGAUCCUUGCAGGGUUUCUCUCUGGCUUUGUUGUGUAUAGGUACAAACCCGAGUGGUGGCGCCGCCACAACUAUGUCCUGUCUGGCGCCCUUGACGCCGGCUUGGCCUUCAUGGGGGUGCUCUUGUAUUUCAGCUUGGGAUUGGAGGAUGUUAGCCUCAACUGGUGGGGGAAUGACCUUGAUGGUUGUUCCUUGGCUUCUUGUCCCACAGCCAAAGGUGUUGUUGUUACUGGUUGCCCAGUUUACAAUUGAAGAAUUAGAUCAAAAAGAUUCACAGAUUUGUAAAUAGCAACAAUUUGUAAUGUAAAUUAACAUUUCUUUCAAAUAAAGGAAAGCCUUUUAUUUUGAGUUC